AUGGCAGCAUUGUUGAUUUGGGUGGAGAAAAAUGUGUCCCGCACAGAUGUGGAAUGUGUGUGGAAGAGGGCGAAGACACCAAAAUCAGAUGAUAUUCUUGCCAAGAGAGUGUCUGUGAUGACACCAUCCACAUCACAAGGUAAGUAAUUCAAGUUAAAUUGCAUAAUUUGUAGUGUACAUACAGUAGUGUCCUUUCUUACUUGUGAUUAAGAAGUCUUAAUCACAAUCAAGAAGAAUGAAUAAUUUGACAAUGCAUUUAUACUGUCAUUUCAGCUGGUAUCAAAACACCUGUAACCCAGGAGGUCAAGGAUUGGACUGUGUCAUCCUUGUCACAGCUCGGUCGUUUUACUGGCAUGUGGUGGAUCCUGAGUCCAGAGACAGCUCAGGUAGGCCUUCUUUCUUUUGGUGCCCCGGUGACAAUUCAGCUAGGUUAAAAUCAUCCCAACAUACUCAAAUUGGUCUAAUUUUUAAUUAAAUCAACAAAUAGUUUAGGCCCAUGACCAAUUUGACAUGAUGAAAAGAACACAGUGUGUGUGUGUAUAAUGUGUAUAUAAAUGUUGAAUAAUACAUGUGUGCGUGAACUGUGUGCUUAACUUUAAAUAAAGACACCCCCUAUCAAGACAUGGGAUGGAUUGGUGGCCUGUCCAGGUUUUACUGAAGCUGAGGACAAGGCUCUAUAUGUGUUGUCAUCGCUUGCUGUCAGUGAUGCGGAGAAGCAGCAGAUUGAGAGAGACACCGUUUUUCAAGCAAAGAACGACUUAUGGUAACACUAACAAUACAAUACUAGACUCCUCACAAUUUCUUGAACCUCUGUAAAGAAACUAGAGGACCAGUAAAAUAUGUUUGUUGGUUUCCAGAUAUUAUGAAGUUCUGUAAUACUUAGCCUUUUAGUUCUAUAUCAGUGGUUUUCAAUCAGUGGUCCCCAGCUAAAUGAUAGAGAGUUGGUAAUCAAAUGGACCAUUAGCGAUCCGUAACUCAUAGGGUGUGCAAAAUGUCUUGAGAUUGUAAAAUGAAACCAUAUGGGGUCGUACGGUUUCAUUUUACACUCUCAAGAGUUAAAUUAUUGUUUAACAUCUGCAUUAGUUAAUUUACAAGAAGUCUACACAAUUAGAGAUCGUAGAAUAGUUGUUAUUUUGAUCAACCAGAUCUCCUUACACAUAAAUACAUGAUGGAAUUGUGACAAAAUCUUAUCCAAUGAUUAAAAAAAAUCACAAUUUGAGUCAAAGAAGCUAAAUGUCAUCAAAUGGUGGUUCUGUGGCUCAGAUGCUGCAUGAAUUAUGGGCCUUGAUAUGAAAAAUGUUGAAAACCACUGGUCUAUAUUGACAAAGUAUUGUAGUCAAUGUUAAAGCAUUGAACAUUUAUGAGUGAUUAUAACAAUACUGCAGUUUGAGCACCUAAUGUGUCUAUAAAACAUCAAAGACAUAGGAUGCCUUGCUAUGUGAACUGUAUCUGGGUGUCUUUAUAACAGGAUGGCUUAUCGCAAGAGACAAAUCACAGCUAGCAAUUUUGGUUUGGUCUUGGCAGCAGUCAAGCGCAAGCGGUACCCACCUUCCUUGUUCAAAACCCUGCUUGGCCAGUACAACUUCAAAGAAGCUUCUAAAGUAAGUAAUGAUGAAAUAAUGAUUUCAACUUAAGAUGUCAUUGACUCUAACAAGUAAUUUAUGAACUGAGUGGUAUGUUUUCCCUCCCUCACUUUCUCAAGGCAUGUGAUUGGGGAAUCACCCACGAACCACAGGCAAAGCAGGAAUACACAGAGAAAACCGGGGAUGUUGUCCAGGAGAGGGGGGUGUUCCUGUCAAACAGUGGCCUGCUCGGUGGAUCUCCAGAUGGGACAGUGUCUGAUGAGUGCAUUAUUGAGGUUAUGUUAUAUUUAGUCAAUAUACAGUAUACUAGGCAACUAAUCGAAAUUAAAACUGAAACAGAGAUUAUGGGCCACCCUAAUCUCAAAUCCCACCGGGCACGAUAACUAUAAAGAUAAGUAAACUAUAUUGUUCACCAAAAUUUGUUUGUUUUUGUUCACCACAGAAAUGCUCAAAGAAAGUAAGGGAACAAAGUGUUCUCCUUAUUUCUUUGAGCAGUGUAGUGUCACAUUAUUCUGAGGCACCCUUGGGCUGGCUUCACGGCGCCCACUUUGGGAAACCCUGUUGUAGAUAAUGCUAUUUUCAAUAAUACAUAUUUAUUUGAAGUCAUAUGGACAAGCUUAGCUUUAUUACUACCUGUCUUUACACAAAAAAAUGGUCAUAUGUUUUUCAUAACACCCACCUCUAGGUCAAAUGUCCCUGGUCAACAAAAAAUAUGACAGUCCGGCAGGCAGCAGCAGAGAAAAGGGACUUCUUUCUGCAGUUGGAUGCAGCGACUGAUUCCCUGACACUAAAACAAACUCAUCACUACUGGCAUCAGAUUCAGGGCAACCUACACCUGACUGGAACCAGCACUUGCCACCUGGUUGUAUGGACCCUUGCUGACCUUGUCCUUGUGCCAGUGGUGAAAGACCCAACUUGGGCUAGAAACAUUGACAUCCUGGAAACAUUUUACAAAGAUUGUUUCCUACCAAAAAUUCUGUCAGAGUUGUCCACACUGUAA
This is a messenger RNA of Xyrichtys novacula (pearly razorfish), 2583 nucleotides long. NCBI's taxonomy places the organism in Eukaryota, Metazoa, Chordata, Actinopteri, Labriformes, Labridae. The record is from the annotation of a GenBank genome assembly.